Cervus elaphus (red deer) is the source of this 1932-nucleotide messenger RNA. Its product is annotated as collagen alpha-2(I) chain-like. The record is from RefSeq and is a predicted model, not a curated record. The transcript has 3 exons. Lineage: Eukaryota; Metazoa; Chordata; Mammalia; Artiodactyla; Cervidae. The coding region runs from base 1 to 840 and encodes 279 amino acids.
AUGUCGCGAGUGGAGGGGAGGGUCGUAUCGCUGCGGGGGGUAGGGGGGAACCCCAGCCGCUCGCCGGGGGCUGGAGCUGCGCCACUGGGCCUCUCCCGUGGCUCGGGGAGAGGCAGGCCACCCCCGGCUGCGAGCCCUGACGCUCGGCCCUCCCUGGGCACCCCUGCCCGGCGCGGUGUGUGGGCGGCGGCGGCGGCGGCGCGGGCGCGCGGCGGCGGGGGCGCGCGAGCGGGGCGGUGUGGGGCUCGAGGGCGCGUCCACGUGGCCAACGGGCGGCCACCCGGAGCCGGCGGCGGCGGAGGGACAGGUAGGUGCCUGCCACCACCCCCCGCCCCCGCCGCCCGUGCGAGGCCAGCCUGCUCAUCUGCCCCGGGGUCGGGCAUCCCCGGGGGUCGCCUUGGCCUUCCAGGGGUCGGGCCCUGCCCCCGCCUUCUCCGGCGCCCGCCCGACUGGUCCUUCGUGCUCGGCGCCUCGGCGGCCAGCCCCCUACCCGUGGGGACCCUUUGUGGUGGAGAAGCAGCCCCGGCGCCUCCGUCCACUGGGGGGGUGGGCGGCGGGGCGGGGGCGGUAUCCCUGGUUGGGGGCAGGGCAAACCGGGCCGGCAGAACCGUGCGGGGCAUUGGGGAGCGGGUGCGGGAGCCCUGUCUCUGCCAGUGUCUGCCCGCAUCCUCGGGCUCCGCAGGGCUGGCUCAGAGAGGCUCGGUUGGCCAGAGGCUCCCGCUUCCAGGCUGUGCUUUGGAGCGGGCAUUUGGGCUCCACAGCGUGCCUCUCCAGCUCUGGCAUUCAGGGUCCAGGAUGCGGACCUUGACAAAAGAGCCUGGGAGAGCCGAGCGGUCUUGAGCUGAAACUUAGCAGUUCCAAGCUGGGUCUGCUCCUGGUUCUGGCAAAUGCAAUCCCCCCCACCCCGUUUCUUCUGGGCUGCCUUGGUUUGGUUCCUCGCCACCCCCUCCAAGGUGGGGUAACUUGUGUCUCUCUUGGGGCUUGGGCACCGAUAGGGGGGCCCUGAGCCCUGCCCUGUUGGCUGCCACGCCACGGCUCUGCUGUCUUGGCUGCCUGGAGCUGGGUGUGGCCUCGGGGUGAAGACCCAGCCAAGCCCGGUGCUGCUCCUGGGGUCCCCCGGUUUGUCUCGCCAGAGUCUCAGCCAACCCUGCCUCUCCCCUUCACCAGCUACCGUCUGGCUUUGGAGGGGGCUGCGUGCACCCCUGCCCUGGGCAUCCAUCUGGUUGUGCCUGGGCAGAGCCUGACGUCUGUCUGUCUCUGUGCAUUGCUGCGGGGGCCGGCACCACUCGGCUUUUGUGUGGCAGCUUGUAGCCCAGAUUGCAGGCUCCCGGUCAGCCGGCAGACAGAGGCCCUUGGGGCAAGGAGGCAGCUGGGGCGCGGAGGGUGGAUUGGUGUCCCUGGGUGCUGUCUGGGCUCAGGCUUUGAUGCCUCAGACCUCUGAUGUCCUGACACCCCAACGUCCCAUUUGCCAUCGUUUUCUCACUCCCUUGUCUCCUCCCUGCCCCCCCUCCCCAACUAGGGUGAGAGGCAGCUCCGUGGCCUUGAGUGGCCCGCGGUUGGGUUGCGCCUGUGUGUGGCUGGCCACCCUCGGGCCUGGGAUCUGCUGUUCGGCUUCUCCUUCCUGGAGGGCCUCCCACCCUGCCUCUCCCAGUAUCUGGCGCCGUGGCCCGCUUGGGUGUGGCCCAGCUGAGGCGAGGCCUCCCGGCUGCUUGCCAGCAGUGGGUGGGGGGUGAUUGAUGGCCCCCAAGCCUGCCUGUGCUUGUGGCUCCCUUGUGCACCCUGGCAGACGCCCCUCCUUUCUCCCAGCUGGGGCUGCCAUCUGGGGCCCUGGUGCGGUGGCAGGUGACCGGCCUCCACCCUCUGGGCCAUGGUUCUGGGCCGGCCAGAGGCCCGAGGCCAGGCCGGGGGGUGGGCCUGUGACUGGCCCCUGCU